AUGGAAAUUCGUGGUCAAUGUCUCAUCAAAGGCGCUGCAUCUGCAGAGUUACAAUGCUGCCCGGUUGGACUCAGCUUUUGGGGCGGGGUGAACCCUGAAACUGGACAGGUGGUAGACCAUCAUCAUCCCCUCUGCGGCCAGUCUAUCGCUGGCCGAAUUCUUGCUAUUCCCUGUGGUAGAGGUUCAUGCUCAGGAAGCACAGUCAUGCUUGAGCUUCUGCUGAAUGGAUGUGCUCCUGCUGGGCUGAUUUUCGAGAAGCACGAGCAGAUUCUGACUCUCGGGGUUCUAGUAGGAAAAGUGCUAUUUGAAAGUCCCAUACCAGUUGUGGUCUUGUCCUCUUCGGACUUCUCAAAAAUAUGCAAUAGGCACUUCGCUGCCAUAGAUGGAGAGAAUGUGCUCGUCAGUGACGCUCUGUUACCGACUCCAAAACUGCCUGCCGAAUCCAUUGAAGGUGAUAUCGACCUUUCAGAUUUAGAUCGGAGCAUCCUGGCUGGCGAAAAGGGCCAAGCAGCCAAGGUUGCCUUAGAAAUUAUCAAGAGCUUUGCAAUCAUUCAAGGGGCGCGCUCGCUAUUGGACGUUUCCCAGGCUCAUAUUGACGCCUGUAUAUAUACCGGCCCUGCAAGUCUUCUAUUUGCACAAAAGUUCCAAUCCAUGGGUGCUAAGUUUACUCUUCCAACCACCCUCAAUUCUAUUUCGAUCGAUCAACGCCGCUGGAAGGAACUAAACGUCGACCCUAAGUUGGCUUUACAGGCGGGUACACUAGCCAAUAUCUAUCUUUCGAUGGGUGCACAGCCCAGUUUUACCUGCGCCCCAUACGUACUUGACGAUGCUCCCAAGGCCGGACAAGAUAUUGGAUGGUCGGAGUCGAACGCUGUUAUUUUCGCUAACAGCGUCCUUGGUGCACAAACCCAGAAAUAUCCCGAUUUCAUUGAUGUUUGCAUUGCUUUAACCGGAAGGGCUCCUUCAGCUGGAUGCCACUUGCCCGAGGGUCGACGGCCGACAAUGUGUAUCCGGGUGAAUGACCUAGGAUCAAUCAACGACUCCUAUUAUCCGCUACUGGGAUACGUCAUUGGAAAGCUGGCUCAGCAUAACAUACCAUUGGUUUGCGGGCUAGAGUAUAUGCAACCACAGCUCAUGGAUCUCAAGGCAUUCAGCGCCGCUUUUGGUACCACCGCCUCUGCUGCAAUGUUUCACAUCAAGGGUAUUACGCCUGAGGCGUCUAAGUUUGCUGAGCUAGAACAAGAGCUACCCGUUAUAGAGCUCUCGCAUGAAGAACUAGUUGAUACUUGGCAUAUGCUCAAUUCCGCACAGGACCUUUCUGUUGAUCUUGUAUCCUUGGGAAAUCCGCACUUCUCUCUUGAAGAGUUCGACGCUCUCUCUACAUUAUGCUCAGGCCGCAAGAAAGCCGACGAGAUUAAAGUCAUCAUAACCACCGGCCGAGAUACGUACGAAAAGUCGAAAAAGGCUGGUUAUAUCGAUAUCGUCACGGAAUUCGGGGCAACAAUCAUUACAGAUACCUGCUGGUGCAUGCUCGGAGAGCCUGUUGUCCCUACUACAUCUCGUAAUAUAAUGACAAACUCAGCCAAAUACGCCCAUUACGCUCCAGGGAUGGUGAAGAGGGGCGUGCAUUUCGGGAGUCUUGCUGAGUGCGUGGAGGUGGGUUGUACGGGUACAUUUGUUGGCGUUCCCCCGGGACAGGCCAGUGAUAUGGAACAGACUUCAUAUAAAAACUAG
Messenger RNA from Aspergillus nomiae NRRL 13137, 1734 nucleotides. Its product is annotated as aconitase family protein. The record is from RefSeq and is a predicted model, not a curated record. The transcript has a single exon. NCBI's taxonomy places the organism in Eukaryota, Fungi, Ascomycota, Eurotiomycetes, Eurotiales, Aspergillaceae. Bases 1 to 1734 code for a protein of 577 amino acids.